GCUCGGUUCGCUCAUAUUCAGAGCAAGGUUGGCCUGACGACGAUACUACGCGAUCACAAAGUCGACGUUUGUGAGAAAACCACGAUUCCGUUCGAACCUGACGAGCGUGCCUUUUUGUUAACAUUGAAAGGUGGUGUGAAUUUAAAGAUAUCCAAAAAAAUCCGGCGCAACAUGGAUUAUUUUCAACUCUUCUGCAGCAUCGGUACCCUAUUUCUCGCCAUCUACUAUUACUACGUAUCGACUUACAAGUUUUGGAAAAGACUCGACAUACCGGGACCUAAACCGAUAUUGUUCUUCGGUAACUUCUUCGACAUCAUCUUUAAAAAACUAUCGGUAGCCGAUUAUCUGAAGAAGUUGUACGAUCGAUACAAGCAUGAGCCACUCUGUGGAAUAUACACAGGAAUGUCGCCACUUCUUGUCAUCAAUGAUCUGGACAUGAUCAAAACUGUCCUCAUCAAGGACUUUGCUUUAUUCGCCAACCGUGGUUUCAGAGUAUUUGAAAAGAUAGAACCACUGGCGCAAAAUCUCUUCAUGCUCGAAGCGGAGAAAUGGCGGCCCUUGAGGACGAAACUGUCGCCGAUAUUCACAUCCGGCAAGCUGAAGGACAUGUUUCCGCUGAUAGCCGACUGUGCGAAAAAUUUGGAAACGUACUUAAACAAAUUGGUGGAGAGGAACGAGCCAGUGGACUGUCGCGAUCUGGCCGGUAAAUUCACGACAGACACGAUCGGCGGCUGCGCCUUCGGGCUCGAGAUAAAUUCCCUCGGGAACGAAAACUGCGAAUUUCGUAAAGUCAGCGCCAAGAUGUUCACGCCCUCGUUGAAACAGUCGAUACGCGACAUGUGCCGGGAACUCACACCAUCGUUGUACGAGUUAAUCGGCUCUUAUCUCCAAGUAAAGGACAUCGACGAUUUUUAUAUAAAUCUGUUCACCGGCACGAUGAAAUACAGAAAGGAGAAUAACGUAGUCAGGCCAGACUUCGUCCACCUGCUGAUGGAACUGAAGAAACAGCAGGAUAAGUUUGACAAUAUAGAACUGACAGAUAUGCUGCUUACUGCGCAAGCUGCGAUCUUCUUCAUUGGAGGAUUCGAAACUUCUUCCUCGACGAUAGCACAUGCGCUCUACGAGUUGGCACAGAACCAAGAAGUACAAGAGAAAUUACGAGAGGAAAUUAGGGACGUUUACAGCAAAAAUAACGGAGCUUUGACAUACGCAGAUAUCAAAGGAAUGAAGUACUUGGACAAGGUGUUCAAAGAAACGCUGAGAAAGUAUCCAGUACUACCCAUGCUAAAUAGGCAAGUGGUCGAGAAUUACACGUUCAAAGGAACGAAGUUUACCAUACCGGCAGGGACGAAAUUGUUAAUACCCGUGUAUGGAAUUCAGAACGAUCCGGAUAUUUAUCCGGAACCGAAGAAAUUCGAUCCGGAAAGAUUCGAAGAGGAUGCUGUCGCAGCCAGACACUCUAUGAGCUUUUUGGCUUUCGGUGAUGGGCCAAGAAACUGCGUCGGUGCCCGUUUUGCACAUUAUCAAAGCAAGGUCGCACUUGCAACCAUUCUCGGCAACUAUAAAGUCGAUGUCUGCGAGAAAACCACGAUUCCAUUUGAAUCAGAGAAGGCUGUCCCUUUCUUAACGGUCAAAGGAGGAGUGCGCUUAAAAAUCUCUAAGGCCAAUUAUGGGCUACUUCGAGAUCUUAUGCGGCGUCAUCGCAUUGCUUCUGGCCUUUUACUAUUACUUCACGUCAGUCUUUAGUUUCUGGAAACGCCUUGGAGUGGCAACACCAAAACCGACCUUUUUCAUCAAGAAUAUAUUUAACAUCUACAUUACACGACUUCCACUUCCAAUAUACUUGCAACGUUUUUACGAAAAGUACAAAAACGAGCAAACAUUUGGAUUCUAUCUGGGAAGAUCGGCAAUUCUUGUCCUGAGAGAUCCGGAACUGAUCAAGGAUGUUUUCAUCAAGGAUUUCUCAACAUUCGCUGACCGAGGAUUCAUCGUUCACGAAAGAACAGAGCCAUUGACGAUGAACCUUUUAAACUUGGAUGUAAAAAGAUGGCGUCCGCUGAGGACGCAGCUCACUCCGAUGUUCACAUCUGGCAAACUGAAGGGCAUGUUCCGGCUGAUCCUAGAGUGUGCAGAUCAUCUCGAGAAACACUUGGACAAAUUGGCCGCGAAUGACGAACCCGUCGACAUUCACGACGUUGCAACGAAAUACACGAUCAAGGUGAUUGGUUCCUGUGGCUUUUCGAUCGACAUAAACUCAUUGUCGGACGAAAACGAGUUUUAUAAAAUCGGCAAGGAAUACUUCAGCGUAUGCCUGGAGAACGUGAUACGAUUAAAAUUACGAUUAUACGCGUCGAAACUAUACGAUUUGCUGGGCUAUGUUUUCCCUGAAAAUUACUAUACUUCGUUCUUCACCAAGCUGGUGACCGAAAUGAUGAGAUACAAGAAAGAGCAUGGUGUAUACAGGCCCGAUUUCAUCCAAAUGCUUAUGAACAUGAAAGAGCACCCAGAAAAACUGCGUGACAUUGAAUUGACAGACACCUUGUUAACUGCUCAAACUUUCAUUUUCUUCGUUGCUGGUUUCGAAACCUCGGCGUCCACGAUAAGCAACGCUCUCUACGAACUCGCCCUGAAUCAGGACAUGCAAGACAAGUUGCGCGAAGAGAUUAAAGAACAUUAUGCGAAAUAUAAUGGAGAGUUGAAAUAUGAACAUGUCGAAGGCAUGAAAUACUUGAACAAAGUAUUUAAAGAGACGUUAAGAAAAUACCCAAUAGCUGGUGUAGCGACAAGAAGAGCUGCUUGUACUUACACCUUCAGAGACACAAAAAUUACUAUACCGAAGCGUUUACUUGUACUUAUUCCCAUAUACGCCAUACACCAUGAUCCCCGUAUUUAUCCAAAUCCCGACGUAUUCAAUCCGGAGAAUUUCAGCAAGGAAGCUGUUGAAGCACGGCAUCCGAUGAAUUUUUUGCCAUUUGGAAGUGGACCAAGAAAUUGCAUCGGUAAACGUUUCGCUGUGUUUCAAACCAAAGUGGGCCUAAUCACGACUCUUCGCAAUUAUAAGGUGAACGUCUGCGACAAAACUAUGAUCCCCUAUGAGUACAAUGCGGAUACAUUUCUGCUUACUGCAAAAAGAGAAAUAUACCUGAAGAAUUUUGCAUUUUUUUCAGCAAGUUUGUUUAAAUCAUCGCAGCACUUAAUAAAAAGGGCCACGAUGGCCUUCCUUGAAUUUCUGUGCGCUGUCACCGCGUUACUUCUGACUUUCUGCUACUAUUCGACAUCAGCGUUCAGUUUUUGGAAGAAUCGCGGAAUCCCGGGACCGAAGCCGGUUUUCUUCUUUGGCAACAGCAUGGAUAUCUUAUUCUCGCGAAUUACAACGGCGGAAUAUCUGCACAAAAUGUACCAGGAAUACAAAAACAAGUCGAUGUUCGGGGUAUACAUGAGAAGAUCGGCAAUUCUAGUUCUAAAAGAUCCGAAACUAAUCAAGGAUGUUCUGAUCAGUGAUUUCUCCAAGUUCUCCGACCGAGGAUUUAUCGUAUACGAAAGGGUACGUCACGUUGCAUUACCAAAUCGUAAAUUAAUUUCAUCCGUUUCUUACUUUUAUCCUACUGUCCUGUCAAUUUCCAAAUUGCAUUAAUAUAAUACAAUUGUUCCCUCUCCAUAUUUUAUUAGUUUAUAGUUUGCAUUAUAAGUACAUUUUGUUAGAAUAAUUCGAAAUGGUUGACAUCUACUAUUUAAUUGUAUACGUUUCUAAGUUGUAAAUUAAUCUCAUCUAUUUAUUAAUUUUUCUUCCCUGUCCUGACAAUUUUUAAAUUGUAUUAAUACAAAAAAUACAGGUUUGAUCUUAGGUCUCAAACGUGCCUUGUCCCUUCAAAUCUCUAAACUGUUGCACACUAAUUACAGACAGAGCCGCUGUCAAUGCAGAUUAUCAGCCUGGAUCCAGAAAGAUGGCGCCCGCUGAGAACACACCUUCACCC
This is a messenger RNA of Heterotrigona itama, 3974 nucleotides long. The record is from the annotation of a GenBank genome assembly. Lineage: Eukaryota; Metazoa; Arthropoda; Insecta; Hymenoptera; Apidae.